This is a messenger RNA of Eimeria maxima, 766 nucleotides long. RefSeq lists its product as hypothetical. The record is from RefSeq and is a predicted model, not a curated record. Lineage: Eukaryota; Apicomplexa; Conoidasida; Eucoccidiorida; Eimeriidae. The transcript has 5 exons. The annotation marks the transcript as partial.
CAUAUUUUUACGAGAUGCGUACCCUCAUUUUAUGGCAAAAUUAGAUUAUUUAGGGGGGGCAUUCUUAACUCUUGCUGUAUUCUCUGUUACCUUGGGGGCCUCCUCCUUUAUUCUUUGGUUCCUUCUUGGGGCCCUUGUUAACUCGGAUGCUUUUCUUCCUUAUGCUGCUAUGUUCGGAUCUGUUGUCUUUGUUAUUUAUUUCCUAUGGAAUAACUUCGUUACUUCAAGGGAGUCAGUUAGUCGUUAUAUAGAGGAUAAUAUGCAAUUAUUAUUGUCUCUUGCCUUAGACCAUUGGUUUGCUCAUACAAAUAUAACUUAUACAGGAAAAGAACAACUUGUUGCUGACGAAACCCUCAUGGCAUAUAGGGAUAAAAUAAGAGAUGAAUUAAGGGAGGCUCGCAUGCGCAUGCGGCGAGAGUAUCAACUGGGUUAUGUUCAUGAGGAGUCUGAUUCUUUCUCUAGUCCCUCUAGUAGUUCAUUAAGACACUUCGGGUCUGCAGGAAUAAAAAGGAAGAAAGAAAAGUUAGCUACCUACGUAUACGAGAAGGUGGCAGCCCCAUUUGAGAAUGCCUUUAAGAUGGAUGAGAAUUGCAGAGCAACAGGACUUAACACUAUCCCUAAUCUACCAGAAGGAGCUCGUUUUGCGACUUGUUCUGAGGUGGAGAGACACAGCGAGAGAAUAGAAGAUAUGUUAACAGGAUGGGAUGCAGUUAUGUUAAAAGAUGGUGUUAAAUAUGGACCUAGAUAUGGGUAUGGGUACACCUAA